CGGCGAUGGCAUCAAACAGAAAUGCUCAUGAGUUAUUGUCCUUUCCAAAUGGUGGACCAGAGGCUGGUGACACGGACGACGGAACAACCGUAUUGAACGUAGACCGUAUGAGUUCGAGGACAGAACUCACAAAAGAAAUUACAAUGACGGCCAAACAACGGAUGCGUAAAAUCAAAGUAGAGAAGAACAUCGCGUUGAAAGUGAACACGGAUGCCGUAUCUGCGCUACAAGAAUUGUGUAUGGCUCGAUGGUGGAAAAUACCGGAGUAUCAUUCAUGCGUUAAAAUAGCUGAUAACCAUUUUCAAAUAGAAUGCUCUUUAAGAGGGUACACGGUCAAAGGCGAAGGAUGGUCGAAAAAAGAGGCUAAACGUCAGGCAGCCUACAAUGUGUAUAUGGUCGUUAAAAAUCAAGAUUAGCUUCGUUGUAUUGAAAUUGAACGUGAGAUGA
Sipha flava (yellow sugarcane aphid) is the source of this 447-nucleotide messenger RNA. RefSeq lists its product as uncharacterized. Lineage: Eukaryota; Metazoa; Arthropoda; Insecta; Hemiptera; Aphididae. The transcript is spliced from 3 exons. The record is from RefSeq and is a predicted model, not a curated record. Bases 6 to 416 code for a protein of 136 amino acids.